Molecule: messenger RNA, 2211 nt
Organism: Marchantia polymorpha subsp. ruderalis
Lineage: Eukaryota; Viridiplantae; Streptophyta; Marchantiopsida; Marchantiales; Marchantiaceae
Source: the annotation of a GenBank genome assembly
GGGAAGUUUAGACCGGGGCUCGCUCCAUCGAAUGUUUCCUUCGUGUUCGCGACGGGCUUUGGACGAAAGCUCUUGUUCCUUUGACGAUCGGAAAUUUGAUUCUCAGAUCUCGGUUUUGACCACGCGCGCGAAGACAGAACAGGAUCGAACGUCGGAGUGGUUUGGGAAGGCGUCCAGGUGGGGGACGAUCAGAAGUCAGGAAAUUGUUGCGAUUUGUGGCGGGCAGAGAAGCUGACGGAGAGGAACCGUAGAAGAUAACUGCAGCCUGCAGCCAUGCACGCACCGGUGCUAGUUUUAAAUGACGCGACUAAGAGGGAGUCGGGGAGUAAGGUACACCACGCCAACAUACAGGCUUCCAAGGCAGUGGCGGACAUCAUCAGGACGACCUUAGGUCCACGUUCUAUGCUGAAGAUGCUUCUGGAUGCUAGCGGUGGCAUUGUUUUGACGAACGAUGGGAAUGCCAUUCUUAGGGAGUUGGAUGUAGCUCACCCCGCAGCUAAGACCAUGAUAGAGCUUAGCAGAACACAGGAUGAGGAGGUUGGAGAUGGAACGACCUCGGUAAUUAUUUUGGCCGGUGAAUUUUUAUACGUCGCCGAACAAUUUUUGGAUCAAGGUUUUCAUCCAACUGUCAUCUGUAGAGCUUACACUCAGGCUCUGGAGCACGCCAUCCAGGCUCUGGAUGAAAUUGCGUUCCCGAUCAACAUAGAUGACAAGCAGAUGAUGCUCAACAUUGUGCAGAGCUGCAUUGGGACUAAAUUCACAAGUCGUUUUGGAACCCUAAUUGCCGACCUUGCAAUUGGGUCUGUCAAAACGAUCGCAGUGGAUUUGGGCAGCGGUCUUAGAGAAGUCGAUAUCAAGAAGUACAUCAAGAUUGAGAAGCUCCCUGGAGGUCAGCUUGAGGACUCGAAAGUUCUCAGUGGUGUGAUGUUUAACAAAGACGUCGUAGCCCCAGGAAAGAUGAGGAGGAAAAUCAAGAACCCUAGGAUUUUGCUGCUGGAUUGCCCAUUGGAGUACAAGAAAGGAGAAAACCAGACUAACGCCGAGCUCAUGAAGGAAGAAGACUGGGCUACUUUAUUAAAGAUGGAGGAGGAAUAUAUUGAAAAGGUGUGUGCACAGAUCAUAAUGUUCAAGCCUGAUCUUGUGAUCACAGAGAAGGGUCUGAGCGAUCUGGCGUCCCACUUUUUGAGCAAAGCCGGAAUUUCGGCCAUCAGGAGAUUGAGGAAGACUGAUAACAAUAGGAUUGCACGUGCUUGUGGUGCUACCAUCGUCAACCGGACAGACGAGAUUCAGGAGAGCGACAUAGGAUUAGGCGCAGGACUUUUCGAAGUGCAAAAGAUCGGAGAUGAAUACUUCACUUUCAUUAUAGACUGCAAGGACCCAAAAGCUUGCACUGUCCUUUUGAGAGGAGCCAGCAAAGACCUUCUAAACGAGGUCGAGAGGAACUUGCAUGAUGCCAUGGGUGUUGCUAGGAAUGUUAUUAAGGACGCGAAGUUAGUUCCAGGAGGAGGUGCCGCGGAAAUGGCUGUUUCCAGUAUACUGAAGCAAAAGGGUGCUUUGAUUGAGAGCGUAGAACAAUGGCCGUACCACGCAGCUGCCAAGGCGUUCGAAGUGAUCCCCCGAACGCUCGCUCAAAAUUGCGGAGUGAAUGUUAUUCGUACCAUGACUGCUCUCCAAGCCAAGCAUGCGUCGUCUGACAACAGGAUGAUCGGAAUCGAUGGGAACACAGGAGUUGUUACUGAUAUGAAGGCAUUAGGAAUUUGGGAUUCGUACGGAGUCAAGGUUCAGACUUUUAAGACAGCCAUCGAGGCAGCGUCUAUGCUCCUGAGAAUUGACGACAUUCUCAGUGGUUUGAAGAAGAAACAGGCAGGUGGUGGUCCAACACCCAAAGGACCACAAAUUGAAGACGACAAGGAUGUGGAUUCGGAGCAAAUGAUCCCAGAGUAGAGUAGGCCCCGUUUAUUAUUUUAACAUGUGUAUCUUUAUCGAAGUCAGGUCUGCCCAGUGCUGACUUGGUACAAAUUUUGAGUUCCGCCUGUGCUGUGUAGUUUGUUGAGCUGUAGUUUAAAUUGAAUGCUCUGACUCCUGUAUGCUCAUUACUCUCCGAGAGCAGUUUCUUUCGAUACUUCGUAGUAAAAGUUCUUGGGGUAGUCUUCCCCUUUUUCGGUGUAUGGAUGUUGCACCAUUGACAUCACAAGUUGUUUAGUCCCUCCA